Messenger RNA from Rosa chinensis, 627 nucleotides. RefSeq lists its product as uncharacterized. The record is from RefSeq and is a predicted model, not a curated record. The coding region runs from base 1 to 627 and encodes 208 amino acids. NCBI's taxonomy places the organism in Eukaryota, Viridiplantae, Streptophyta, Magnoliopsida, Rosales, Rosaceae. The transcript has a single exon.
AUGAGUAAUUCUUUGGCAGAGAGCUUCAACAACAUGGUCAAAGAUGAGAGAUGCAUGUCGCUGCCUCAGUUGCUUGAAGGCAUUCGUGUGAGAGUUAUGGAGAUGUUUUGUGAAAGGAAGGUCCAAUCUUCUACUUGGAGGAGUGUGCUAUGUCCUAAGCUUGAGAAAAAGUUGUCGAAAAGGAUAGAAACAGGGACAAAUUGGAGAGUUAGCCAGUCUACUAAUGAUAUUUUUGAAGUUUGUACAGAGGAUAGCACCGUCAUGGUGAACUUGGUUGAGAGGGAAUGUUCUUGUGCUUGGUGGCAGUUUAGGUGCUUCCCAUGGUCUCACGCAGUUCAAGUAAUGCAGAAGGCAAACUGUAUCCCUUACUGUUACAUUGAAGAUUACUGGAAGACCUUAUUCUAUAGAAGUGCUCAUGAUCUUCCUACUUUUCCAGUCCUGGAUCUUGAUAAGCCCGAUCCUAGUAGUUUUGGUGAUUCAGCUUUGCAGCCUCCCAAGACUCGAAAACCUCUCGGAAGACCACAGACAAGGAGGAUCAAGUCAUUUGGGGAAGAGUCCAGACCAGUGAGAUGCACACGGUGUGAUCAACUUGGCCACCACAACAGUAGGUCAUGCAAUGUGGAGUAG